Molecule: messenger RNA, 726 nt
Organism: Trypanosoma rangeli
Lineage: Eukaryota; Euglenozoa; Kinetoplastea; Trypanosomatida; Trypanosomatidae
Product: sec4-like phosphatidylinositol transfer-like protein
Exons: 1
Coding region: 1-726 (241 amino acids)
Molecular function (GO): phosphatidylinositol transfer activity
Source: RefSeq, a predicted model, not a curated record
AUGGCCCUCGACGCGGUGUCUGCUCCCACAGUGAAGGAAAUAGACUGUGUCAAAUUCCUGAAACAGGAGCUCCCCUCCUCAUUGCUGGACCCCGAAGAUGCAGGAUUUUUAACAGAGGCAACGUACCUGCGCUUUGCCCGGGCCCGCAACGCCGACAAAAAAAAGGCCUCAACCAUGCUUCGGAGCUGCUUGGAGUGGCGGAAGGAGUUUAGGCCAUACAAGGUGAGUUUCGAUGAGGUGGAGAGGGCGAUGCAGCAGCUCACUACCACUGUCGCUGGAUGCAGCCUCAAGGGGGAGCCAGUUGUCGUUAUGUCCAUUGGAGCCCCAAAUCCCUGCGAGGUGGAGGAGCGUGUCAAACAAAUUGUGUACAUCUUGGAGGAGGCCAUGCGACGAGGCGAUGAACGUCUUACGUGGAUCAUUGACUUUGCACAGAUGGGCAAACAUCCCCGCGAUCCGCGGAGCUCGGGGGCGCGGAAGGCCACGAUGAAGAUCAUGCAGGACUACUACCCUGAGAUGUUGGGCACCCUAUUGGUCUAUCGCUCACCGUGGUAUAUACGUUUUCUCUACACUGCGGUGAGGCCCUUCAUGGAUGCGCGUACCCGAAAGAAAGUGCUCUUUUUGGGUCACGAGGAAAAGUUGCUGCUGCUGCAUGUUGCCAAAGAUCAACUCCCCACGAGCCUUGGCGGAACAUACAGCAAUAAAGAUCAUAAAACAUUGUGGGAGUAA